UGCCAUGCAACAUGAACUACGAACGUAUUGUCCGCUGUACAAUCACAGAUUAAUUAUAAACAAAUAAGGUACAAAAUAAGUUGAAAUGCGAGACAGUAAAAUACUCUACAACAGUUUAAGUUUUGGUGCGUAUAUAUAAUUUACAUAUUAGAAUUAUUAUAGUUUCCUACAGUUUUGUAAUUUGGUGAAUUAAACUCGAAAAAACAAUGAUUCACACUUUAAGGAUUUAACCAAAAAUAAUCUUCGGUGAGAUUUUAGCAUAACUGUUCAGGGCAUCUAGAGAAACCCGUGACCUUUUAAAUCUAAAAUAAUGAAUUCUCGAAGAAUUUCAGUAAUAUGCAUUCAGCGAGCAAUGAUCCAUCACCGUCCAGCUAAAAUAUAUAUAAAUAGCAAAAGUGAUCGACAGCAAUUGUAUACUUAGGUCAUCGGUAAAAUCGCCGCUACCAAUAUCGCUUCUACGAUUUGAAAGUCCUAUAAAAUGGAUCUUCACACCACUUCCAAUAGAGUGCAUUGCUCAAGGAAUGGGCGGUUCCUUCGCCCAUUUCUUCCCCAUGGCCUCAAGUAGCCUACUUACCUGAACAUCCUUCAGAAAUAGGUUUCAAGGCCACCCUCCACCACCGCUAUAAAAGCCGAUUUGCAUCGGCUGGUAGGCAUCAUUUCCUCUACCACUUCCAUCUCUUCAACGACUCCUGCAAUAAACAUCAAGAUGUUCGCACAGGGUGCAGUCUUAAUGAUUUUAGCCGGCAUAGCUCUCUCCGCUCCUUCUGAUUCAUAUGGUCCUUCUAAACAUCAGGCAUCCUACAAAGAGGAACCCAGGCCUUAUCAGUACAAUUAUGCGGUUAAGGAUGAAUAUGCCGGCACAGAUUUCGGUCAAACAGAGGAAUCUGAUGGGAAGUCCGUCAAGGGUUCAUACACUGUUCAGCUUCCAGAUGGCCGAAAGCAAACUGUGACCUAUGUAGCUGAUCACUAUGGAGGGUAUCAAGCUGAGGUCACCUACUACGGAGAGGCCCAGUACCCACACGAAUAUGGACCUCCAAUCACCUUCAAGCCCCAGAGCUACCACCAUGAGCCAUCCUACAAGCCAGCACCUUCUUACACCCCUGAACCAUCUUACCACUGAGCAUGAUGAAAAGUCCGCUGUCAACUCUUCUUAUGGACGAAUCGUUUAUUGAAUUUAACGAGCAUUAUUUACCGAAUAAACACUUUCAAAUGUA
Molecule: messenger RNA, 1214 nt
Organism: Macrobrachium nipponense
Lineage: Eukaryota; Metazoa; Arthropoda; Malacostraca; Decapoda; Palaemonidae
Product: pro-resilin-like
Exons: 4
Coding region: 707-1120 (137 amino acids)
Cellular component (GO): extracellular matrix
Source: RefSeq, a predicted model, not a curated record